This is a messenger RNA of Gigantopelta aegis, 1830 nucleotides long. Its product is annotated as translation initiation factor IF-2-like. The coding region runs from base 243 to 608 and encodes 121 amino acids. The transcript is spliced from 3 exons. The record is from RefSeq and is a predicted model, not a curated record. NCBI's taxonomy places the organism in Eukaryota, Metazoa, Mollusca, Gastropoda, Neomphalida, Peltospiridae.
CCUUGACCGUUUAGGUUGUGUAUGAAACAUGUUUCAACUUAGACGAAUAAUAUGACUAAAACAACCUGUAAUGCUACAUAUUUAGCAUAAAAUAAAGGUUAAGGUAUCCAAAUGAUAGAACGAUUGGAUGUGCAUGUUUACAGUGUGUCUUCUGAUUUAAAUAAAAGCAUUUCCAUGCGCCGUGAACAACGAACAAAGAAAAACUGUCAAGUUUGUUUCAGACCGGUUCAUCUAGUCGAGCCAUGAUGAGAUUUGUGUUUUGCAUCGCCGUCUUAGCGGCUGUAGUUCAAAUCUCACAAAGUGCAUUAGGAGGACCUCUUGGUAUGGCACUAUUUGGACAACCAAACCCCUUGAUGUUAGGUCAGUAUCCACCACAUGGGGUGGUAAGUGGGGGACAGGGACAAGGUCGCACACCGGGAGGACAAGGUCCCAUACAAGGAGGACAAGGUCCCAUACAAGGAGGACAAGGCCCCAUACAAGGAGGACAAGGUCCCAUACAAGGAGGACAAGGCCCCAUACAGGGAGGACUGUGGCAGCGACCGAACAGAAACUGGUAUUCGCGGCUCAUGUACUGGCGAAUGAUGGACAGCAUGUUUGAUAUCUGGUAAUCUCAAGCCACAGUUCACGUUUUCUUGCCCGCAGUAUGAAAAGAAAAAAAACCCAGACCAGCACCUGGCAGUGUACGACUCGGGAGAACGCUAUAUAAUCACGCUUGGAAGUUCUGUGUGCGUGAUAUUAUAGCCUAGUGUUUAUUUGUACUCGUAAAUAUUUAUUAAAUACAUGUAUAUAACAUUUACGCAUAUUUAGUAUAUUAAAUGUACUCUCAAAAAUAAGCUUUGAAAACUAUCAAAUUAAUAUUGUAAACAUUAAUCAACUUUAAAAUUGUCGUAUAGUUAUUUACAUAUGGCUUCAAUUCAUACUUUUAUAUGGAGUAUACUCUCAAAAUGAAGACCUGAAAUAUAAUUGAUAUUUUAAACAUUAAUAAACUUAAAUACAAUAAUCUGUGUGCUUGGAAUAGCUUAGUGUUUCUUUACACUCGCAUACUGUGUGACUAGUAUAUUGCUUUAUAUAUAUAUAUAUAUAUAUAUAUAUAUAUAUAUAUAUAUAUAUAUAUAUAUAUAUAUAUAUGCAUGCAUAUUUUUACAUUAAAUGUACUCCUAAACUGAAGAUUUGUAAUUCUUAAGUAAACCUAAUAUUUUAAACAUCAAUAAACGUAAAGUGGAAUUAGAAUGCAUUCUUUGGUAAUUUUAGAAUAAUUAUAUAUAUAUAUAUAUAUAUAUAUAUAUAUAUAUAUAUAUAUAUAUAUAUACUUACCGAUAUGCACGUGUAACUUGCAUUGUUAUUUAGCACUCGGUGUUAGCUUACAUUGGCAAAGUAGCGAACACAAUUAGUGAGAUUCUUUCACCUUUGAAUUGCUAUGACUGAAUUAGUAUCAUUUGUGAUCUAUUAGGUUAGAUACAGCCUUUCCAUCAAGUCCGGUGAGUGGAAAUAAACAAAAACGAAAACGUUAUACAGUAGACUUUAAAUUUAAAGUUACUUCUUUAACAGAUGUACAUGUGGGUAGUCUGUCAUAUCUGCCGUACGCAGUUACAUUCCUAGAAUACUCUUAAAUAAUUUUACUGUGUUUUCUGUUCAAACAGUCUAGAGUUUCUGAGCGGUGGCGUUUAUCUUGGAGAUAAAAAACAUACACCGCCAUAAACGUAUUCGUAAGUGAAGAAAUAAGUAUUAUUUUCAAGCAGAUACUAUUCAAUUUCAGUUGGACAAUAUAGUAGAUUUGUACAUAUAUAUGUUAUAUCAAAUUUAAUGGCAAUAAACAGUUUAUACAGCUGA